Molecule: messenger RNA, 1284 nt
Organism: Gaeumannomyces tritici R3-111a-1
Lineage: Eukaryota; Fungi; Ascomycota; Sordariomycetes; Magnaporthales; Magnaporthaceae
Product: 54S ribosomal protein L16
Exons: 3
Coding region: 125-850 (241 amino acids)
Biological process (GO): mitochondrial translation
Cellular component (GO): ribosome; mitochondrial large ribosomal subunit
Molecular function (GO): structural constituent of ribosome; rRNA binding
Source: RefSeq, a predicted model, not a curated record
UUUGCAUGUGGGGCACAGCUUCCUGGGAGCCGCCGGCGCAAGUACGCAUCGAUCGAAGCCUCCGCUGCCGUCCCAUCGCUGGGCUAUCGCCUAACGUACGCGCAACCACAUCACAGGCUUGAACAUGGGCAGGACCUGCUCCUCGGCCUUGCUGGGUGCCUUCCAGAGCCUGCGUAUAUCUCUGGCGGCCACUCGUCUACGAGCGUCUCUAGCGCUUCCAGCCCGCUCCGUUCCGAUACUCCCCGCCCCGACUGCCGGCGCCCGGCCCUUCUCCUCGACGGCGGCAAAUCAAUCAUGGCUCGAGCCGCGCCUUGACCGCAAAAAGAAGAUGAUGAAAGGCCGUCCCAGAGUUCCCACAGGAGGAUCGGUCAAGGGAACGACGGUCAUGUGGGGAGAUUACGGCCUGCGCAUGAAAGACCACGACAGGAGAAUAAGCGCCCAGCAGCUGAAGCGCGCCGAGGACGCAAUCAAGAACCGCAUGCGUGGACAGAAGUACCGGCUAUACAAGAGGCUCUGCUGCAACAUAGGCGUCUUCACGAGCGGAAACGAACACCGUAUGGGUAAAGGAAAAGGCUCGUUUGAUCAUUGGGCAGCGAGGGUCGCAGUCAGCCAGGUUAUCUUUGAAAUCAGGGGCCUUGUCCACGAGCAGGUUAUCAAGGACGCCUUCAGGUUGGCCGGGAACAAGCUACCAGGCCAGUACGAGUUUGUGACCAAGAACGAUGUUGCAGUCGUGGGCAUCACGAAGCUGGACGGGGUGACUCUCGAGGACCUGAAGAAUCCACGGAAGGUUUUGCCUAUCCCGGAAGUCCCACCUCAGUCUCCAACAGUUACGGCCAGUGCUCCCUCAUGAACAUCUGCCAGUACUCACAGCUUGUUCUCCGUUGUAUAGGUAGCAUGUACAGUAACAGACGGUGGGAGGCAUAUGCUCGAGGCCACAGCGAGCAGAAAUCAUCGGCUGUCAGCCUAGCAUGCGCGGUGCGGCCCUCAGACGUUAAUUGUGUCAAAAACAAAACGGAUCGAUGUUGCAAUUGGUUUUUGCAACUGCAGUGUAAUGAGUCUCAACCUUCUUUGCGGGGAAAGAGGGUCGUUCGAAAGACUGUGUGCACGGACCAUCGCGUUUAAUGGCCCAGCCGCGCUUCUGUGCAAAUGUCGCGUCUCCUAGCCUGCACGGAACCAGCAUCAUCGUCACAGUAAUUUCCAUCCCUCAAGCUUUAGGCGUGGGCAGUCGAACCUGUCGCUUUCGUGCAAGCAGAAAAACACCAGAUUACCUCCGAAUCCAUUCUG